Drosophila rhopaloa is the source of this 1082-nucleotide messenger RNA. RefSeq names its product rhythmically expressed gene 2 protein (gene Reg-2). NCBI's taxonomy places the organism in Eukaryota, Metazoa, Arthropoda, Insecta, Diptera, Drosophilidae. The transcript is spliced from 3 exons. The coding region runs from base 266 to 1048 and encodes 260 amino acids. The record is from RefSeq and is a predicted model, not a curated record.
CGAUGCUCGGAGGUCCGAUUCGAUUCGAUCCGAGCACACAGAAGCCCUCGGAAUCGGAAUCGGAAUAGGAAUCUGAAUCUGGGGGCAGCAGCUGCUGGUGAUAACAAGGCGGAUCGGCUUUCCAACAAAACAAUAACAGAACUGCCGUCAGCUCACGUAGUACGCCGGCAGAUUUCAGUCGCAAACGUUCGACGAGAGUCGAAAGUCAAGAGUUAUCGAGCGGAAUUCGAGAGAUUCUAUUGAGAUAUUCUAUCCUAACCCUGAGAUGCGCAGCCUCAGCCGCUUUCGCCUCAUCACCUUCGACGUGACCAACACGCUGCUCCAGUUUAGGAGCACUCCGGGCAAGCAAUAUGGCGAGAUUGGAGCCCUGUUCGGAGCCAGAUGCGACAACAACGAGCUGGCCAAGAACUUCAAGGCCAACUGGUACAAGAUGAACCGGGAUUACCCCAACUUUGGACGCGACACGAAUCCGCAGAUGGAGUGGCAGCAGUGGUGGCGUAAGCUGAUAGCAGGCACUUUUUCGGAGAGUGGAGCGGCCAUUCCCGACGAGAAGCUGCACAACUUCUCCAACCACCUCAUCGAGCUGUACAAGACCUCCAUCUGCUGGCAGCCCUGCAACGGCAGCGUGGAGCUCCUUCAGCAACUCCGCAAGGAGCUGAAGCCGGAGAAGUGCAAGCUGGGGGUGAUUGCCAACUUCGAUCCGCGGCUGACGACGCUGCUCCAGAACACCAAACUGGACCAGUAUCUUGACUUUGCGGUCAACUCGUACGAGGUGAAAGCCGAAAAGCCGGAUGCGCAGAUCUUCCACAAGGCGAUGGAGAAGGCCGACUUGGAGAACCUCCGGCCGGAGGAGUGCCUGCACAUUGGCGAUGGACCCACCACCGACUACCUGGCCGCCAAGGAAGUGGGCUGGCACUCGGCGUUGGUGCACGAGAAGAGCUACGCGUAUCUGGUCAAGAAAUACGGCGAGGACAUCGACAGGGACCACGUCUUCCCCAGUCUGUACGACUUCCACAAAAAGAUCACGGACGGCUCGGUGGUCUGGUGAUUGAUUUUAUAUAUAUUAAAGUAGUAAAGCCAAA